AUGGUACCUCACACUGAGGACAAUGUUUCUCAAGCUGAGGACACGGUAGCUCACCCUGAGGGCAAGGUACCUCACACCGAGGACAAGGUUCCUCACGCUUGGGACAAGGUUCUUCACGCUGAGGACAAGGUUCCUCACGCUGAGGAGAAG
Paramuricea clavata is the source of this 150-nucleotide messenger RNA. The record is from the annotation of a GenBank genome assembly. NCBI's taxonomy places the organism in Eukaryota, Metazoa, Cnidaria, Anthozoa, Malacalcyonacea, Plexauridae.